Chelonoidis abingdonii (Abingdon island giant tortoise) is the source of this 1301-nucleotide messenger RNA. Lineage: Eukaryota; Metazoa; Chordata; Testudines; Testudinidae. The record is from RefSeq and is a predicted model, not a curated record.
GAGUGUGGGAACUCUAGUCAAUUUGAAGUGCAAAUUAGUGGCUACUUUACCUUCACUUCAGUGUGCGUUUCCAUCUCCAAUUACACGGGUGACGGGACAAAGUUUGAGAAGAAGAUUAUCAGGGCGAGAUGGUGCGGGUCAGGCUACCAGACUCAGUGGGAAUUAAGGGCUCUACCAAGUUCCCCAAAGUGGUCCUAGUCAAGGCUGACAAAGACAUCUCAGUAGUGUCUGUCAAAAACAAACAUGUGAUCCCUGAGACCACUGUGCUGUAUCCUGUCUCCAGCUUGGGAAAUGAACACUACAUAGUGACUCCCUCCACACAAUCCUUAGAUAGUUACCCAGAGUUCUCUGUUAUGAUGUACAAAGACUGCAACUCUAUGGAAGUCCACGUGAAAGGCAAGUUACAUUACCUAACACAGGUCUCUUCCACUGGCAACAAAUUGGAAAUUAAGCUCCGUCCUUUCGAAGGCUACCAGUUUCAAGGCAUAGCAGAUCUGUCUGGCACCAGGAUUGUCUCAGAAAAGCCAGUGGCUGUCUUGGUUGGCCAAGGGUGUUUUUGUAAUAACACAAAAUGCAACCAUGUCAUUGAGCAGCUCCUACCAGUUUGCAGCUGGGGUACAACAUACAUCAUUCCUCCCUUACCCUGGCAGAUAGUAGAUGAAAUAGUCUAUAUCACUGCUUCCCAGAGCACAACUGUGUUGUAUCAGCUAGGGGAACAGCCAGAGACUGUUACUCUAGCAGGAGGCAGUGUACUCCAGUGUCCUCUCAAGCCCUCGAUCCCAGUCUACAUCUCUGCUAAUGUGAGCAUCCAAGUGGUGUUCUACAGCGUGGGCGCAGCUGUCCCUAAUUCCUCCCAUGCCUUCCUGAUGAAUAUUCCAGAUGUUGCCAGUUACUGCCGGAUGUAUUCAAUAAAUACCCAGGAAGGCUUCGAGAACUUUGCCUUGAUGGUAGCCAAUAUUUCUGAGUCUAGUGCCAUCAUCCUAGACAAUCAGGCUCUAAGUGAUGUGGUGUGGAACCGAGUCGCUGGCACUGAUUUCUUUUGGGGCAUGUGUACACUUGGACCUGCCAUCAGCUCCCAUGCCAUGGAACAUCCCAGCUCUCCAUUUGUGCUCCUGAGUGUUGGCACUGCCACCAUGGACAGUUAUGGGAUUCCGGGUUCCUGCAGGAAGAAUGUUACCUUUAAAUGCCAGACUGCGACUCUACAGAUAAAAGAGCAGCUGGAGAUGUGCAAAGAUGUAUUUCUGCAGGGUUUACCACUGACUGCAGUGGGAGCAGAAUCAGUGGAACUUCUGGAAACUUGA